AUGGUGGUAUUUGAAGCAUUAAGUGUAGUGCUUUUGCCUGGAGUGGUGUGCCUGAUCCCCAGUGCUAAAUGCAGCAUCAGUGAGCCUCUGCCUGUUCUUCACCAGCAGUAUCAGCCUGGAGACUUCAUCGUUGUAGGCAUCCUGUCUAAGAUCUACAUAUUCUAUACGUGUGACAUGCAGAAAAGACCAAUAGCUGCCAUUGGGGGACCAUCUUUUGCAGUUGGAGCCCACCUGACCACCAUCCUGUCCCUCUACAAGAUGCCACAGUUUAUCUAUGGCUCAACUCCAGAGACAAAUGAAAAAGCACAGGCCGUUUCAUACCAACAGAUGUUCCCAAAUGCGAACCAUCAAUACAAUGGAAUUCUCCAGUUGAUGCUCCACUUCCGCUGGACUUGGAUUGGAAUGGUGUAUACAAAUAGUGAGAAUGGUGAAAGGUUUGUACAAGAUGUGGUUCCCAUGUUUUCCCUACGUGGCAUCUGUUUUGCUUUCAUUAAACCUUUGCCAGCAAUUACUUAUUCUAAUAAUGUUUUGGCUUCUGUGGAAGCUGGGAUUGAAACAUUCAAUGUUGUUAUAAGAAGCUCUGCCAAUGUAGUGUUAAUCCAUGGUGACGCUGAAGAUAUGAUUAUUUUGAGGGUAAUCCCCACCAUAUCCCAAGUGGAAGAUGUACCACUAUUGGCAAAAGCUAAAGUGUGGGUGCUGACAGCUCAGAUACAGUUCACAUCACUUCCCUUUCAAAGGCAUGAAGACAUAGACUUCCUCCAUGGUGCUCUAUCCUUUGCAAUUCACUCAAAGGGGGUGUUGGGAUUCUGGGAGUUUCUUCAGAUGGCAAAUCCUACCUUUGACAGAGAUGAUAGCUUUAUCAAGCUGUUCUGGAAAAAUGCAUUUGAGUGUUCAUUCUCCAGCUCCAUGACAGAGGAGAAAGAUGCAGUCGUCUGCUCUGAAGAUGUUAUUAUCAAGCUCUUCUGGAAAAAUGCAUUUGAGUGUUCAUUCUCCAGCUCCAUGACAGAGGAGAAAGAUGCAGUCAUCUGCUCUGGUGAAGAAAAACUUGAAAGUCUUCCUUCAUCUUUAUUGGAAAUGGACAUGACCAGCCCCAGCUACAGUGUCUACAAUGCAGUCUUUGUGGUGGCCCAUGCUUUGCAUGACAUCCAGACAUCCAUACUCAGAUACGUAGCAGGAGAUCAUGAAGCCAAACGAAACCUUCUGAAACAACAGCUAUGGAAG
This is a messenger RNA of Python bivittatus (Burmese python), 1221 nucleotides long. The record is from RefSeq and is a predicted model, not a curated record. NCBI's taxonomy places the organism in Eukaryota, Metazoa, Chordata, Lepidosauria, Squamata, Pythonidae.